AUGCAAGAACUGUUUGCGCCACGUAUCAAAGAGCGCGGUUCAAUAUCACCUGAUCAGGCGCUUGUACACAUGGUUAAGGUAAUGAUGGGGACAGGAAUGUUAUCGCUUCCUCUUGCUUUCAAACACUCUGGACUUUGGCUAGGCCUGGUUCUCCUGGCUGCUAUAUGCCUAAUAUGUAUAUUUUGCACACGACAACUCGUUUUUGCUCAACACUACAUCGGCUAUAUUAAACUGCAACCACGUUUGGAUUAUGCAAAUGUUAUGAGAUCAGCUGUAGAGCUAGGACCACCAUGGAUCAGAGAUCAUGGAUAUUUCUGGAAGUGGGUUGAAUAAAG
Strongylus vulgaris is the source of this 335-nucleotide messenger RNA. Lineage: Eukaryota; Metazoa; Nematoda; Chromadorea; Rhabditida; Strongylidae. The record is from the annotation of a GenBank genome assembly.